AUGGCUCUCAAAUUCAUCUUACUUCCCCUCAUUUUCUUUGAGAUCGUUCUCCUCUCUUAUCCCUCAAAGAGUAACCCCAUAACAGAUGGUGUGUGCAAAUUGGUGGACUGUGCUCAAGGGACCUGCAAUAAAUCCAACGAACUUUUGGAGCCUUUUAAGUGUGUAUGUUUUCCUGGAUGGAAAAAUCUUCAGAUUGGCCCACUUUCUGGUUUUCUCCCUUGUGUCAUCCCCAACUGUACGCUUGACCUUAGUUGUGGGGAAACUGCACCUCCACCCCCUUUCCCUCUCUUGCCACCUCCAAUCAACCUAUCGGACCCAUGUAGUUACACGUCGUGUGGAGAAGGAAAAUGUGUGAGGAUAAAUGAAACAAGCCAUAUGUGCGAAUGCAACCCAGGAUCUGCCAACCUCUUAAAUGCAACAAACCUUCCUUGUUUCAAACAAUGUUCUUUGGGAGCCGAUUGUAAGGGAAUUGGGUUCGGACCCGGGGCAACUUCACCUCCUCCUCCUCCUCCUCCUCCUCCUCCAUCAAUGGCAACUUCACCUCCUCCAUCAACUUCUGGAUCAGAUAAUAACGCACUUGGAGUAUUUGAUUUUGCUAAUGUGUAUGGCUCUCUAUAUUCCUUGGAAUAUGUGGGAGAUAUGAAUUUGAAGACCCAACAAGUUGAAGAUCCAAAUAUUCAUUGCAUGGAUUCCGGCAUUCGUGAUAGGAAAUUUUUGCAACAAUUAUAUAUUUGA
Amborella trichopoda is the source of this 735-nucleotide messenger RNA. The record is from RefSeq and is a predicted model, not a curated record. Lineage: Eukaryota; Viridiplantae; Streptophyta; Magnoliopsida; Amborellales; Amborellaceae.